Molecule: messenger RNA, 486 nt
Organism: Durusdinium trenchii
Lineage: Eukaryota; Dinophyceae; Suessiales; Symbiodiniaceae
Source: the annotation of a GenBank genome assembly
GGCAACUUUGAGGGCUACAGGUUCCUGACGACCAAGAAAGCCUAUGACUGGAGAUAGCGACUUAAGGAAGAAACUGGCAAGUUUGGCUGGAUGAGACGGUCAAGACUGGUUGGCAGAGACUACAAGUUUCUUUCGCCUGAAAUGGAGAAUUUGUUCAGCCCAACAAGCAAUGCAAUUGGAGUGAAAUUGUGGGCAGCAUUGGUUCAGUCGAGCCAAGGAGAACUUGGUCUAUGGGCAGUCGAUGUGAAGGACGCCUACCUCAUGGUACCCCAAGAGGAGAAGGCCUAUGUGGAGUGCAAUGGCGAGUUCUUUGAACUUGGACGAUGCCUACCUGGACAACGAGUUGGUUCCAAGGCAUGGUAUGACCACUUGGGCAAAGUGGCAAGAGACCAAGGGCCGCGUUUUUUUUAAAGGAUUUUUUCCGUUUUUUCUUUUAUUUUUUUUCUGGUCCUGUUGUGGGCGCCUUCCCUCAGGCUCGUGUCUCCA